Messenger RNA from Syzygium oleosum, 1483 nucleotides. Its product is annotated as ankyrin repeat-containing protein BDA1-like. The record is from RefSeq and is a predicted model, not a curated record. The transcript is spliced from 2 exons. Lineage: Eukaryota; Viridiplantae; Streptophyta; Magnoliopsida; Myrtales; Myrtaceae. Bases 29 to 1378 code for a protein of 449 amino acids. Gene Ontology annotation, molecular function: protein binding.
UCCACUCCUACAUUUCCCCGGCCACAUAAUGGACCCUCGGCUUCAACUCGCAAUAGCAAAUGAUGAUGUUGCUGAGCUACACAGCUUACUCGUGGAGGAGCCAAAACUCCUAGAUCGUCUAUCUAAGGACCCCUUCCCAAACACUCCGCUACACGUCGCCGCGGCGGCUGGGAAAACCCACCUGGCCAUGGAGAUGGCCAUCUUGAAGCCGUCCUUUGCUCGGAAGCUCGAUCCAAAUGGUUACAGCCCCAUGCACUUGGCUCUGCAGCACAAGUAUUAUCGCACCGUAAGGGCACUGAUGACCCUCGACCCCAAGUUGAUCCGAGUCCGAGGACAAGGCGGACUCACCCCUCUGCAUUUUGUCGCCGGCAAAGAAGGAGAUAAUGAGAUGGAGAUCCUGGCCGAGUUCUUAUCCUCUUGUGGAUCCUCCAUCGAAGACUUGACGAGCCGCUGCGAGACUGCGGUUCACGUUGCCGUCAAGAGCCACAGCCUCAAAGCGUUCAAGGUUUUGUUUGGAUGGCUCAAGCGACUCCAUCUGACAAAAAUAUUGGAUUGGAAAGACGAAAAUGGUAACAACGUCUUACAUAUUGCUGCGUUUGAAAAUCAGCCCGAGAUCAUCAGGCUGUUGAUUGGGCAUGUGAACAUAAACGAGAAGAACUUCGAGGAAAAGACGGCUCUGGAAAUCUUCAAAGCGAAUCCUUCAUUCAAUCAUAAUGUUGCAAAGAGGUUACAACGUCAAAUAUGUCUCGCAAGACCUUUUACUCCUACCCUCUCUCUAUCACAGUUUUUUAGCGCAGAACUAACUGCCGGCGAGAGGUCCGCGUACUUUUUUGGCUUCAGAGAUGAAUCCGCUCGCGACAUGAUUCUGUUAGUGUCUACCUUAAUUGCGACCGCCACCUACCAAGCGGCUCUCAGUCCUCCGGGAGGAUACUGGCAGGAGAACUCUUCAAAUCCCCCCGCCAAUGCCACUGUCGUUGCCACCAAUUCCAGCAGCAUUGCUAUUGAAAAGCCACAUGAAGCCGGGAACAUGAUCCUGAGCGGCUCAAGCCUGUAUGUGUUCACAGUCUUCAACGGCACGGCUUUCUUCUUCUCCAUCGGCACGAUCUGGGCCAUCGCUAUUGCACAAUUUCCCAAGACUUUCAUGGUUUACUUCUCCAUGUCCAUUCUGGGCCUUGCCUACUUCAUCUCCCAUCUCAUCGAAUUCCCGAAUUCGAACGAGGUCGCAAAACAGAUCCUGGAGGGAUUUUAUGGCUCCUUGCUGACCGCCGCGCUGUUUCUCCCCGUGUACGUGUGGGCAAUGCACGUCCGAGUUCUUAACCGAAUCGAUGCCACAAGGAGACACGUCCACGUCUUCCUAGGAUCGAAGGAUCGGAAAUAAUUCACAAGUUCUAUUCACUUUAAUUAUGUCUUGUCGCGAGCGCAUAUAAUCUAUGUUUCUAGUCUUGAGGUUUGCAAGAACUAGACUCGUUUCAUUGGUCGCAUG